CCUUCUGCUGCAUAGUUUCGGCAUAUUCCUGACGGUGACUGACUGUAAACCGCAACCGAGCGAAAGAAAUUGCAAAUAUCCUCAAAAGAUGGGGUGGAAAGUAUUUCGGAUUGGGUGCCUAUUAUCUCUUCUCGUUGUUCUUGUUGCCAUUUGGCUACGUCCCGGCACAGAGCGCGAAAUAGAUGCAGAAGUUCGAGCUAUCCUCAGAGGGCUGAUAGACGUGGAGACUCCUGACAGAGUUCGAAAACCUAAAGUAGCGGUGGGUUAUGGUGCCUGUAUGGAUGUAUUUACUAACGCAAAGGAUGUUCUGCAAUUUAAAGAGUCCGAUCUUGAUCCUGGCGUAAUUACUAACGAUGUCGAGCUGAUGCAGGCAUAUACAUACUUCUUCCGUCAUGGAGCAGCUGCAGAACGAUUUGUACACAACAGUUCUCUAUUCGACAUGCUUGUCGAGCAAGCUGAACAGGUUCCCGGUGCAAGAUGGGAAAUGGGAGGUACUGCAGCUGUAAUGGCUAACCGCUUCUCUCUUGAAGGAUGUGAUGUAUUACUUGGGGCCAAGAUGACUCCCAGAUUGCUAAAAGCAUUUUCACCCAAUGUUAAAGUUGUUGGUGGUGAUGUAAGUAAGGAUGAUGUGCAUCUCAUACUUGAAUACAAAGCUGGCGAAACUUGGGGAUCUUUCCAAGCCCCAAGAGCUAAUAGGUUUAUUUUGCAUAAUGAUGACACGAAUCCCACAUUGAGCUCCCUAGAAGAUUUUCAAGCAGCCCUAGAGGCAUUUGAACCAGAUCUGCUUGUAGUUGGUGGUCUGCAAAUGAUGGAUAACUUUCCAUUCCAAAAAGGAGUACGUGAAGCCAGACUAAAACUUGUUGAGGAGCAAAUGAGAAAGCAAUCUACAAGGACAAGAGUACAUUUUGAACUAGCUUCUUUUGCUGAACCAAAGCUAAUGAUUUAUUUAGUAGAUAGAAUUCUACCUCAUGCAGAUUCUCUCGGUAUGAAUGAACAAGAGCUAGAAAAUUUGAAAAGCAUAAUUUUACAUCAAAGAGUCAGUGUUGUAACUGAUUCUAAUCCUAGAGUUGCAACUGUUCUUGACGACAUGAGAGAGGUGUUCAAGCAAUUACGUCACAAGGGUAAACAAAUUUCUGGAAGUCGUAGUUUAACACGUAUCCAUGUGCAUACCUUAGCCUAUCAAGCAAUAUUAACAGUUCAUGGAUCUCCAUGGAAGAAUUCAAUUGGAGCAGCAGCUAAAGCUUCUCUUACUGCUCAUAGACAUGUUUGUGGUUCUGCAUCUGUGGAUGUUGAAAAGGCUCUUCUCAUGAUGGAUGAAAGUUUUUCAACCUCAACGGCUGAAGGAAGCAAGAGAAUGCCACUUAAUGUGACUAGCCCAAUCACCUGCUGGGAUGAGGAGUGUGAUGGCACUACUAUAAAUCUGUGUGUUGCCCCUGUACUUGUUUGUACGCAUGCCAAACAAACAUGUGGAGGGGGUGAUAAUAUUUCAUCUGCUGGAAUUUCUAUGCAGAUUUAAAUGUGUGUAAAUUUCUGACUGCUGAUUAUGAGGUCUGAGUAGUUGACAUAUUGCUCAUUCUAGAUUUGUCAUUUACAAUAACCUAUGGCCUCUAUGUCUUUUGGCAAAAUUAUGUACUUUAUGAGCAUGGCACAUACGUGUGUUGCUGUUCUAGAUGUCAUACGGUAUGUCAAAUUUGAUCCAAUGCUUAUGCUAUAUUUUUUGGGUUUUUUCAAAGUUCACGGCUUGUGAGUUGUGCAAGGCAUUUGUUACUAGCAAGCACUGAUUUUAUUUUAUAACAAGACUACCUGAUUUUAAUUAUUGGUUUUCCAGGGACCUUUUUAUUUUUUAACAAAAGUUACCAAGUGUGAAGAACAUUGUUUUGUUUUCUUAAAGUAGCUGUCAAAUGUUUUGAACGACGUGUGCUCUCAAAAAUGCUUCUAGACUGUGUAGGGAUAUAGUGAUCCAGUGGAAUCUCAAUAUAAUGUUAUCUGGCUAGAAAGCUUAGUUUUUAGUUACUAGCAAGCACUGAUUUUAUUGUUAUUUGAUUGUAAUUAUUGGUUUACCAGUCACAAUUUUAUUUUGUAUGCAAUUCCUCAGUGAUCAGUCACUUUAAAAAUCUGACUGAUGAAAUGCUGUGAUAUCUAAUGUAUCUCACUGCCUGGGGUAAAAUCGAUAGUCUACUGUUCCAUUAUGUCAAUUUUUAUUAUGUUUAUGUUAUUUUUAACAUAAUUUGUGCUUUUUACACACAAGCAGGUGAUUUACUUUAAUACUGCAUUUCAAUCCAUUGUAUCACAUUGAGUCCCACAUGAACACAUGUAUGGUUAUAAUAAGCCACCCAAUCCUAUCCUGGGACUCAACGAGUUAUUAUUGGACCAUUUUAAAUUUGACAUUGUAGUGAAAUAUUUUUCAAUUACUUGUGUAAACUUUUACAUUCCUACUUUUUGUCUGUGAAUAAUUGAAGUUUAGAGUUGAAUGACAGUUGAGUUUAGCACAUUGAAAUGAUUGUGUAUUGUGUUCACAUAAGAACUGACUUUUCUUUUCUUAAGCUGGCCAUAUUAUAUGUUAAGCACUUGAGAGGCUUAAUUAGGGUGAUGGUAAAUAAACAUAAUUUGCUAUUGGCUGAAAAGGGAAAAAUCUUAAAUUACCUUAAUCCUAAUACGGCUAUAAUAAUAAUAAAGAUGUUUGCAGCUGUAUUAUGUUAACAGAGAAUAUAUUUGAUGUAAAUAAACAAAUUAGUUUAUUUAGAAACCGUA
Molecule: messenger RNA, 2751 nt
Organism: Frankliniella occidentalis (western flower thrips)
Lineage: Eukaryota; Metazoa; Arthropoda; Insecta; Thysanoptera; Thripidae
Product: ADP-dependent glucokinase-like
Exons: 8
Coding region: 89-1516 (475 amino acids)
Biological process (GO): glucose metabolic process
Cellular component (GO): endoplasmic reticulum
Molecular function (GO): ADP-specific glucokinase activity
Source: RefSeq, a predicted model, not a curated record